Sphenostylis stenocarpa is the source of this 465-nucleotide messenger RNA. The record is from the annotation of a GenBank genome assembly. NCBI's taxonomy places the organism in Eukaryota, Viridiplantae, Streptophyta, Magnoliopsida, Fabales, Fabaceae.
AUGAGGGAAGUGGAAAUGCAGUUGAGAUUGAAAUGCCUUGAUUUGCUGUAUGGUUGUGUUGAGUGUGGAAAGUUGAUUUUGGCUUACUUUUGUGCUGUGAAAGGAUUCGCAGUUGUGUGUCUUGAUGAGGGUGGACUAGACAAGAUAAAUCCUAGAGUUACCUUAUUCCCUUUUGUCAAGUAUAGAUGGCAUGCUGUUGCUUGGUGGACUUGGGAUGCCCAGGAUGAAACAUGUGGGAUUUGUAGGAUGGCUUUUGAUGGAUGUUGUCCUGACUGUAAACUCCCGGGGGAUGACUGCCCAUUGAGUAAGCUAUUGAUAAUAUUAUAUGCUGAUUUUCAUCGUUAUAAUAAUUUGUAUUUGGGGUGUAUGCAAUCAUGCAUUUCAUUUGCAUUGCAUCCUGAAAUGGGUGAAUUCUCAGACAUCACAAGCUCAUUGCCCCAUAUGCCGUCGGGAGUGGCAGUUUAA